CGCAGCCGAGCGCGGUGGCGGCGGAGGCUGUGCCGCCUCAGCCAUGUCCGGCGGGCAGCGGGGCAUGCCGCGCCACGGCGGCGGGGAGCCGGGCGGGCUGCGCAGUUCUGUGCAGCACCCACACUGCUGGCAUCAAGACCAAGAAUGUAGAAGUUGGCAUGAUUCAGAUUCUUUGGUGUUGAAUAAAUGUCACUGCAGACACAUGGGGCAGUGGCUGCACAGCUCUGCAGCAGCGCCAGAACAUUCAGGGCCUCUUUCUAGUUGCUCCAGCUGGGAAGGUAGACUUGAAGAAGGCAGAACAAUGAGGACAUCAGCUAAAAAAAUGACCAAUUCUGUUUCAAGUGAUUCCACUAACCCAGCUGAAAGGGAAACAGAUGAAGUGGUUCUGAGGAGAAGACAAAAACAGAUCAAUUUUGGAAAGAAUACCCUUGCCUAUGACAGAUACAUUAAAGAAGUCCCAAAGAACCAGAGAAUCCCAGGAGUUCAUCCCAGGACUCCCAACAAGUUUAAGAAGUACAGCCGCAGAUCCUGGGACCAGCAGAUCAGGCUGUGGAAGAUAGCCCUGCAUGCCUGGGAUCCUCCUCCAGAAGACACCUGGGACCUGCAGCCCGUGAGUACAGAACCCUCAGGAAGUUCCCAGGAGAGGUUCUGCAAAGAUCAGGAUGUUUCUGGCUCCUUUGUGUUUGAUGAAAACCAGAAGAGAAAUGAGAGUGAGGAUGAGUGCAGACAGGCUGAGUACACACCAGAGAGCCCCUGCUCUCCUUACUCUUCUCCAGUAUGGAAACGUAGAAAAAGAAGCAGCCCUGGCUCCUCUGUGGUUUCCAAGAGCAAAACCCAUUAUGAGAACAUACUGGAAAGUCUCACAGAACCAGGACAUCAGGAGGCCUUUUCAGAGUGCUCAGAGUGGGAAGCUUUCAGUGACAAUGAUGAAGUAAUGACAGUGCAGCAUGGUACAGAAAGAACAAGUGACCCAGUUCCAGCCAGUUCUUCUUCAGGAUGGAAUAAUCAGAAGCAGAAAAACCCCAACUUCUUUCUGCCUGACAGCAAAACUUGGAGAGAGACAGACUGCAGGCUGGAGAGGCUCAAACUUUGCAGCAGUUUGUUGGAUGGACAGCAGUCAGAAUACUCUGAAAGGGGAUGGGGAGGUGCAAGUGCUGAAGGCAGAGUAAUGAGGAAAAAAAUCUAAAUACCAAGUCUCUCCUUGUAUAUAGAAGUAUUGAAGAAGAAGAAGGACUUUCUCCUGUGACACAAAAUGGUUUGAGGAAUAGGGAUGUAGUCUGAGAUCAGCAAAUCAAGUCUUGGAAACCUGGUGCAGUGACAGAAGAGCUGCACUGACAGAGGAAGAGAUUUACAACCAGCAUCUGUGCAGUCCACACGAGGUGAAAUGUGCAGGUAAAAGCAGCACAGCUCUGUGCAGCUGAGCUCAGAGCCUUCCUCAUCUCCUAAGCAGUGGAACAGGUUGCCCAGGGAGGUUGUGGAUGAUGCUCCCUCCCUGGAGGUGUCCAAGGCUAGGCUGGAUGGGGUCUUGAGUAACCUGAUCUAGUUGAGCGUC
Messenger RNA from Dryobates pubescens (Downy woodpecker), 1552 nucleotides. Its product is annotated as histone RNA hairpin-binding protein. Gene Ontology annotation, biological process: mRNA 3'-end processing by stem-loop binding and cleavage; mRNA transport. The transcript has 11 exons. Bases 44 to 1186 code for a protein of 380 amino acids. The record is from RefSeq and is a predicted model, not a curated record. Gene Ontology annotation, cellular component: histone pre-mRNA 3'end processing complex; cytoplasm. Gene Ontology annotation, molecular function: histone pre-mRNA stem-loop binding; mRNA binding. NCBI's taxonomy places the organism in Eukaryota, Metazoa, Chordata, Aves, Piciformes, Picidae.